AUGAAGGAAAGAGUGAAUGAGAUUUCGGACUUUAGGUAUUUUUCCGUACCCUUUAAAAGAAAACGUCACAGAAGUGUUCAUCAAGUACGUGGUCCUCCAAGUUUGGAAGAACAACUCCUUCCUCAUGUGGACGACCAGGCAGAUGGUCCACGUGAAUAUUACAUUGUAAAAGAACGCAAACCUCGUUCUACGCCUAUAAAAAGGAGGAAAAAACGUGCUCAUAGCCGUGCUGGUGUACGUCGCCGAAUGAUUAUUGAUAUCCAUUUAGAAGUCUUAGACGAAUGUCAAAAGGGGGAAUUACAUUCGACGAGGGAAGACUUUUUUGAAAUUUUGGUUCGACAAUUUAUGGGAAGCAAAUUUAUGAAGGAAGAUGUUCCUAUGGAAAAUGUCCCUAAGGAAGAAGUUCCUAAGCAAUAUGUUCCUGAGGAAGAGGUUCCAAGUUCAGAUUCUGGGUUUGGGGCGUAG
Messenger RNA from Plasmodium coatneyi, 465 nucleotides. Its product is annotated as SICA antigen. The record is from RefSeq and is a predicted model, not a curated record. Lineage: Eukaryota; Apicomplexa; Aconoidasida; Haemosporida; Plasmodiidae. Bases 1 to 465 code for a protein of 154 amino acids. The transcript is spliced from 3 exons.